AUGGGUAGUGAAUUAAAUAUUGCCACUACAAACUCCAGUUUUUUAAGCAGAGCAUGGAUUGGAAAUAUUUUUUCAAUGCUAUGGAAUUGGACUGGGGGAUGGCUCAGUUGGACUCAGCAAUCUGACACAAUGCUGAGGAAUGUAGAAAAGACAAUACUGUCAUGUGUAAAAACAGUGUAUAAAAGAUUUUAUGUAGACAUUGGGUCUGUUGUGGGUCAAUGCGACAAAAUAUGGACGAUCUCGUUAAACGACGAAGCGCCUCAAACUCCGCUCGUGAUGCUUCACGGAAUGGGCGCAGGAGUCGCCCUCUGGUGUCCAAACCUGGAUGCCUUAGCUGCCACUAGGCCCGUUUACGCUAUAGAUUUAUUGGGAUUCGGUCGCAGCUCACGUCCCAAAUUCUCAUCAGACGCCGAAAAGGUUGAAGCUCAAUGGGUGGAGUCCGUUGAAGAGUGGAGAAGGGAAGUCAAACUGAACCAUUUUGUGUUACUCGGGCACAGCCUCGGUGGUUUCAUUGCUACUGCGUACGCGCUUAAAUAUCCAGAACGAGUCCGACACUUAAUCCUAGCUGAUCCAUGGGGCUUCCCCGAGAAACCCGCGAAUGUUUACGAAAAAUAUCAACUGCCGUUCUGGGUUCGCGCUGUGGCAACGGCCUUGCAACCGUUGAAUCCGCUGUGGGCGGUUCGAGCAGCUGGUCCAGCUGGGAAGUGGCUGGUCUCCAAGACCCGACCCGAUAUUUCAAGGAAGUUUAUGAACUACGUACCGGAUGCACAGACCGUUAUACCGGAGUACUUGUAUCAGUGCAAUUCGCAAACGCCCAGUGGCGAAAGUGCAUUCCACACUCUGAUGCAUGGCUUCGGUUGGGCUAAGAACCCAAUGGUUCGCAGAGUGGACAAGAUACAUCCAGAUCUACCCGUCACUGUGUUGUACGGUUCACGCUCGUGGGUGGAUAACAGUACUGGACAGCUUCUCACCGAACAUAGACCUAACUCUACUACUUAUGUACAGGUAAUUAACGGCGCCGGGCAUCACAUAUAUUUAGACAAGCCAGAUCUAUUCAACAAAUAUGUAAUCGAAGCCUGCGCACGCGCCGACGAAGACACGUCGUUCACGACACGGAACUAUGAAAAUACAGAAGCACCUAAAGACACGAAUCCACCGCAAAAAUCUGAUGGAGAUACGUUAACGAGUGACAAUACAAUACCAAAACAGACACAAAAUUCAACUCAAGCGCAAACGUCCUGA
Leptosia nina is the source of this 1242-nucleotide messenger RNA. NCBI's taxonomy places the organism in Eukaryota, Metazoa, Arthropoda, Insecta, Lepidoptera, Pieridae. The record is from the annotation of a GenBank genome assembly.